AUGAGGAAGGAGAACAGUAAGACAGCCAAUCAAGCUUGGAGAGGAAACCCUCGAAAGUUCGCUCCAAAGUCAAGACUAGGCUGUCGCACCUGUGACGGCUAUAGUGAAACGCCCCCCGAUUUCAAGUCUGCGAUUGAUUCAAAUCAUUAUCACGACAAGGAAGCCAACAGAGCAGAGAGCUGCGAUGGUUACCACCCUUGCACCACGAUCAGUGUGUAUCAGCCAAAACAAUGGCACACCAAAUACCAUGGCCUCAUGUUGCAGAAUCUCGGACCCUUUAUGAUAUUACCAGUGACUGGGUCAACCCAGACAGAGGCAAUGUGUUUUUUCGAGUAUAUUUCGAUCAAGCAUCUGAAUGAAUACAACCCCUGCGAAUCAUGGCGGAAGACUCUCAUGUUCUUCUCCCAAACAGUGCCAUCAGUGCGUUCUGCAGCCAUUGCUCUGGCCUUGAUUCACCGGAACUACCUGGACCGCGAUUCUAGCGACCGUGUGCACCGAUUGCAAUCCUCGAAAGACUGGCUACCGGAUAAGGCUCCCUUGCUGCACUAUAAUCGGGCCAUCCAACUUCUUCUGGACCAGGCAAUUGGUAACAGCACCGAAACAACAGCCAUCACUCUUUUGGUCUGCUAUCUCUUCAUCUGCUUUGACCAUCUGGCGGACAAUUACGUACAAGCAAUGAAGCACCUACGCGGAGGCGUAGAGCUCUUACGCAACAUCGACCAGGCUAUACUGAACAACAACAAUACAUAUGACAGUGCCAAAUCCUCGGGGGCUCGCCCGCUUAUCUGCCAAAUCGCAAGACAGAUCCGCCGUCUCGAUAUGCAGGCCGUAAUGUUUCUGGUCGACUGGACCCCCGCCGAUAUCCAAGAGACACUUAUGUCCCAGCUUCCGCCCUCCGACAGUGCCUUUCGGUGCGUCGACCAAGCCGCCGACCACCUUCAGAUCCUCGUCGCUAGGGUAAUGAGACUGCGCAACACGGAGCAGCAGAUGUCCCCACUGGUUAAGAUGCCCCGGUUAUCUUCAUCACUUACGGGUAUUGUUAUCGGACAGUUGGAAACGUGGUCGAGUCUCUUCGAAAACAUGCUACACCAAAGAAGCUGCUUUGUGAUAGAUUCUGAAAAUUACCCGCUGAUAUCACUGCUACGCUUACAACAUACUAUCGCAUGGACUCUCCUCAGCAGUUACGGACCUGGCAGGGAAAUGGACUAUGACAACUUCCUGCCACAGUUCCAGCAAUGCGUGGCCUUGGCGAGCGAUGUAGCGGCGGCACAUGAGCAGUAUUCGGGGUCGUUAAAGCCGAGUUUUACGCCGGAGAUCGGAAUUGUUCCCGUGCUUUACAUAAUCGGGGUCAAAUGCCGGGAUCCCGUCGUGCGACGGGAGGUCUUGAAUAUCUUGCGACGGCAACCGAUACGGGAGGCGGUUUGGGAUAGCAUUUCUACUGCCAGGAUGGUCGAGCGGGUAAUCGAGAUUGAAGAGGGUGGGGUUGAGGAGGGGGGAACGACACAGAGCAUGGAACAAAUUGCUAUAUGGCAAAGGGUCGAGGCUCUGUCUUGGGUACAUGUUGUUAGUGGACAGUCUACGCCUAGAUUAGAUGUAAAGUAUACAUUUUGUGCGCGGGAGGGAAUUUAUAUCGAGUCUCUCAUAAUAUAA
This is a messenger RNA of Truncatella angustata, 1650 nucleotides long. RefSeq lists its product as uncharacterized. Bases 1 to 1650 code for a protein of 549 amino acids. NCBI's taxonomy places the organism in Eukaryota, Fungi, Ascomycota, Sordariomycetes, Amphisphaeriales, Sporocadaceae. The transcript is spliced from 2 exons. The record is from RefSeq and is a predicted model, not a curated record.